UUACAAGUUUCAGCUUGUCCUUGAGAAGAGCUGGUCGAAUUGGCUAAGGAAAUCACUUUGCUUCCAAAGGCAUUUGCAUCCUCUGCUUCAUUUGCCUGUCUAAGGACUCAGCAUAGAAGAUCUUGCUUUUCUCCAAGUCGGACAAUCAUCCCCAAAUCCUAAGAAAAUGAACUUCUUUCUCUGUGGUUCGACGACAAGAAUGAAUGCAACUGCAAACCUCCUUCGGGAGACCACAUCCAACAGCUCCUCAGAUAUGAAUGAAGCUUCUUUGUACUACUUGCUGGAGGAAUGGGCUCUCAACCCACAAGACACAAACAUGAAGAUGUUUUUAAUUCCUCCAGUUGUCUGCCUCGUGGCAGGUGUCCUCAUUAUUCCUUCCAUCUUGUUUGUGAUCUUCUCUAGGUUUAGCAUCAGAAAGGAAACGAGGUACAUGCUGCUGGGGAAUGCUUUGCUUUGUGAUCUGAUAUACCUUUUGUUCUACACGCUGUCAGCUACUCUCAGCGCAGCACACGUAAGUCUCCCAAAGGAAGCCUGUGUUCUCCAGUUAUUUCUGCUGGCAGUGGCUUACUGCGGGGGACUGUUCACAGCUGCUGCCAUAGUCUUGGACACGUACAUAGCUAUUUUGUUUCCUUUGCGCUACGUUACUAUUUUGCCUUCUUCACGAACAAAAAAAGUGAUUGUAUUGCUAUGGAUCUGUUCGGGGGUUCUCCCUGGGAUUUUCUUCUUGGUGCUAUCCAGCACUCACAACUUUGUGCCCUGUGUCCUGGAAAUGUGCUCAAUUCCACUAAUAAUAAUAUUAACUCUGAGUGGGACUGAUGCUGUGAAACUCUGUUUCUGGCUGUCUGCUACGGUUAUCUUUCUCUUCCUGUCUCUAAUAUUUUGUUGCUAUGCUAUUCUUUAUUUUAAAACCAGGCAAUCAGGUAUAUGGGAGAGCAUCUGUUCCAGAGCCAGUGUGACAUUCUUAAUGCACAACACUGUGUUGUUCUUUUAUUUCUCUCCAUUCUUGGUUCUUUUUGUAGAAUCAUUCUUGUACGUUAACGUUGUCAUUGGACUGGAGACAGGAAUCUGGGUCUCCCUGACAAUCUGCAAUGUCCUGAUGAUUCUGCCUAAAGUUUUGUUCCCUUUUCUAUAUGGACUUCGAUACAGAGAGAUCUCAGCAUCUCUCAAAUCCAUUGUCAGAGGGAAGCAUCUUCACCUAGUGUCACCUGCUCCAUCACCAUCCUGAGGCAACGCAGAGGACAGCUACAACAGAAGAGCUGUCCUUAACUUGUUAGCGUGCAAGCCUGGUGGAAAUCACUCGGCUUCUUUUGCAAGUGUGAGAUGUGGGCUGAUCACUCUGCCUCCUUGGUGCCAGAAGGGCACAAGUCUUUCAUCACAUCACAGUUGGGAUUACAGCAGAUAUUGCCCUGGACAAAAUUCUACGCUUUGUUGUGAUGUGGGAGGGCAGCGUAUUUUGGAGGACAUGGUGAGUCAGGAUCAUUUCCAUCCAUCCAUGGCAGAUGUCUUCCUGGAAAAUAGAAAAUGAAAAAUAGAUGGUGCAAAGCAAAUGGGUGCAGAGCAAAGGGGGUAACCGCAGGUCUCUUGGCAGCACUGCCUACAGGAGACAGGGUUCUUAACCGAACAAACGUACUGUGAGCAGAGCAGCUAUUUUUUUCAUUCAUGGUGUAUUUGUGCAAGGUUAGUAGCCACUGUUCUGUUCUGUAACACGUCAUGAAAGAUGCCUCUGGAAACUGCCGUACUCAGUGAAACACUGUGCUUCACCUCAGGCAGUGUGUUAGUGUACUCUCUGCCUUAUGGUUUCUGUCUGACAAUGUGCAAAACACUGUGUUUUUGUGAAAUCUCAGUUUGAUGGGAAGUCAUCUUUGAUCAGUGUCUGUCGGGCAGCUUGGUGAGGAAAGAUGAGCAGGAGCAGCAGGUGG
Messenger RNA from Cygnus olor (mute swan), 1919 nucleotides. RefSeq names its product G protein-coupled receptor 148 (gene GPR148). Lineage: Eukaryota; Metazoa; Chordata; Aves; Anseriformes; Anatidae. The coding region runs from base 167 to 1225 and encodes 352 amino acids. Gene Ontology annotation, biological process: G protein-coupled receptor signaling pathway. The record is from RefSeq and is a predicted model, not a curated record. Gene Ontology annotation, molecular function: G protein-coupled receptor activity. Gene Ontology annotation, cellular component: membrane. The transcript has a single exon.